Messenger RNA from Pseudovirgaria hyperparasitica, 4392 nucleotides. RefSeq lists its product as uncharacterized. The record is from RefSeq and is a predicted model, not a curated record. NCBI's taxonomy places the organism in Eukaryota, Fungi, Ascomycota, Dothideomycetes, Acrospermales, Acrospermaceae. The coding region runs from base 1 to 4308 and encodes 1435 amino acids. The transcript has 7 exons. Gene Ontology annotation, cellular component: cytoplasm. Gene Ontology annotation, molecular function: ATP binding; protein serine/threonine kinase activity. Gene Ontology annotation, biological process: protein phosphorylation.
AUGGCAGUUUCUGAGAGAUUCACGGUGAAUGGGUCGGCAUUGGCAAGCCAAGUAGCAUCGAACAAUGAUGGCGGCGAGCAACGAGCUGGAUCGGCAGUGAGAGCUGUUCGAGAAAAAGGUCCUCUCGCCAGCCGAGACGGAAGUGCACAGAAAGCAGCUCAAGAUGUAGAGGGCCUGAAAGACUACCAGCUGGGCGAUUGUCUGGGUAAAGGUGCUUUCGGAAGUGUAUACCGGGCACUCAAUUGGGGCACUGGCGAAACAGUCGCAAUAAAGCAAGUCAGACUCGCGGACCUGCCUAAAAGCGAGCUCAAACAUCCUAAUAUCGUGAAGUACAACGGUUUUGUCAAGGCCACUGACUCAUUGUACAUCAUUCUAGAAUAUUGCGAAAACGGUUCACUCCACACAAUUUGCAAGAACUUUGGGAAGUUUCCAGAAAAUCUGGUCGCUCUGUACAUGUCUCAGGUGCUACACGGCCUCAUGUACCUUCACGACCAGGGUGUCAUUCAUCGUGAUAUCAAAGGUGCAAACAUCCUGACUACAAAAGAAGGGCUUGUGAAACUAGCAGACUUCGGUGUCGCCACCAAGGCUGCCGGUCUCGAUGAGUCGAACGUUGUGGGUACUCCGUACUGGAUGGCUCCCGAGGUCAUUGAGUUAACGGGUGCAACUACUGCUUCUGAUAUAUGGAGCCUGGGUAGUACAGUCAUCGAAUUGCUUGAUGGGAGACCACCAUAUCAUAAGCUGCAACCAAUGCAAGCGCUGUUUCGUAUUGUGAACGACGAACACCCACCGCUUCCGGCUUCGGCGUCACCGGUUGUCCGAGACUUCUUGAUGCAAUGCUUUCAGAAGAACCCAAAUUUGCGCAUUUCUGCUAAGAGACUGCUCCGACACCCGUGGAUCUCGAGUGCAAAGCGUGCAGAUGCAGUGGUGCCAUCAAAACCCACCAAAUAUGACGAAGCAGUGAAGAGUGUCCAGGAAUGGAACGAGGCCCUGAAAGCGCCCGGUACAGACACGUUGCGGCGCUCAACGCGUGUUGUCUCUUCGUCUCUUGGCGCCGUUGACAAGGAUCCUGUUCCGGCUUCGACAGUGAAGUCCAUCUCAGCUAACAUCAACACACAAAGACCACAACUCAGCAUCUCUAAAACCCGACCUGUUGCAGAUGAUUUUCGCUCUCCAGAAGUCCUUAGUGAUAAUUGGGAUUCUGAUUUCGUCUCUGUUCCGACAAAGGUACUUCACCUUCCGAGAAUGAAACCACAAGACAAUUUUGGCGGCCAAUUGUCUAGCGCAAGGCUCAAAUCUUUCGCGACUUUUGACUCAACCAUUGAGGAUAUAACUUUCGAUGAUUUUCCUGAUUCAGAUCUCACCCUCAAAGCUUUUUCGAGGGAACCUUCCCAAGGUAAGGUGAAGACUGGCAGUCCUGCUGCUUCACAUGCCUCAGUACAACCAACCGCAAAGGUACCGCGAGCUCAAGCAAGAAGGAAAUCGUCUGUAACCGAACCUGUCACAUCCAUCUGGAGAGGUGGUCUCCCAGUUCCUAAGACUCGUAAAGCGCGGCCUGCAAAAGACAGUACCGUUGAGGAUUACUCGGAUCUCCUCGAAGUCGGCGAAGAAGAGGAUUUUGAUAACAAGGCAGGGGCAAUGCAGUUUCGCAUCACCAAUCCUUUGGCCCCCAAGCUCUUUGACCCAUCUGAUCUGACUCCGACAUCUCGCAAGCCGCAGCUGAAAACGCUGCCCUCCCGCAACUCUUCAGCUACCUCUCUAUCCGAUCUUCCUCUCCAGCGCUCACAGUCUGACAUCACUGAGAUUCAGAAAUAUGUCGAGAACGAAGGUGACGACUUCUCUGACUUUGACAACGACUCCGAGAUGAGUGCCCUCGCGCUCAACUCGAAGAUGUCUGCGUCCUUUGCUGAAGAAGAUGAACUAGAUCCUUUCGCCGCCGUCGAAGACAGCGUCGCCCCGACGAACCUCUCCGAUGAUGUCGCCCAUGCCAAGGCAGCUCGUAUGCAGAAACAAACCGAGGAACUCGUUGGUCGUCUCAAAACGAAUCAGCCCUUCGAGGUUAUCAAAAACAUCACGGAUCAGCUGCUUGCACAAUGGGGUCAAUCUAAUGACGACGAGCGAAAAGAUUUCAAGAGAGUCAUUCUCAAAUCCCACGGCAUCCUGCCUAUACUCGACAUACUGAAGGAGGAACCUGCUCCCCCUCGAGACAUAUCCGUUCCGUUGCUGAAGCUUCUCAAUUUGGUUCUUCUUGAUAAUAAUGAGGCUUUAGAGAGUACUGCAUUCUUGGGGGGUAUACCCGCUGUCACUGAAUACAGCCAUAAGCGAUACUCGACUGAAGAGCGCCAAGAAGCAGCCGCCUUUGUCCGCCAAAUGUGCAAGAGCUCUUACACUACAUUGCAAUUUUUCGUUGCUUGUGGUGGUAUAGACACCUUGGUUGCAUUUUUGGAGGAAGAUCUCAGCACUGAUCGUGACAUCGUCCUGAUUGGUGUUACCGGCGUAUGGAGCGUUUUCUUCAAUCAACAUGGACCUACUCCUCGAAACGACUAUUGUCGUAUCCUGUCGCAGCAAGGCGUCUUGCAUCCCUUGUCACUAAUCCUAACUCGCUUGCUGUCAGAUGAAGACAGUGUAUCGAAAAUGAUGGUCAAGCGUCUUGUCAGCAUUUUCUUGAUCUUUUCUCAGGCUGAAAGCUACGUCAAAGAGAUUGUCUGUGACCGACUUGUAAUGAAUCGCGUCCUCAGGGCUUUGGGCCACAUGUCCGGCGAGAAUCUCAUCACCAUGCUAAAGUUUGUCAAGAAUUUAUCAAUGCUCGACGCCACACACGACGCACUGGAAAGUUCAAACGUGAUAGACACGCUGACCGAUCUGUUGCGAGUCAGCAAGCCAAAGUCUUACCACCGCGAGGUCGCCAACCAGGUGGUCAACACCGUGUUCAACGUUUGCCGUCUGAACAGAAGUCGGCAGGAAGAAGCAGCACUCAACGGUAUCAUACCCCUGUUGAAAGAGGCUAUCGUUACCCAAUGGCCGCUCAAGGAAUUCGCGCUUCCUAUAUUGUGCGACAUGGCGCACGCUGGAAAAGUGUGUCGCGCGAAAUUGUGGGAACAAGAUGGACUACAGUUUUACAUCUCCCUGUUGUCCGACACAAAUUGGCAGGUUCCUGCUCUUGACGCCAUACAUGUUUGGCUUCAAGAAGAGACCGCACGUGUAGAGCAGAAUCUUCUUGGUGGAACAUUCACCGCUGCCAUAAGCGAAUGCUUCGGCCGUCCUGAGAUACAUUCUGAUGCUUUUGAGGGAUUACUCGAGCCUCUUCAGAAGAUUCUCUUCCUUUCCCCUCCUCUCGCAUCUACUUUUGCUGCGCGGGACUUCUUCCAGAAAACCAUACAAAAGUGCACUACCAAGCGUGCUGUCACGAAGCUCGGGUUGCUUCGUGUCCUCACCUAUAUCUGUGAGAGCACUGAAGGCUCCAUCAUUCGCCGAUAUGGCAUUGAAGAUAGUCUGCGCGACUUAAUUGAGACAGAUGAUAGUGUGCUAGUCCAGAAUCUAGCGAACGGCUUGUUGAAGUUGGCUUACGAGCGACCAUCUUCAUCGGGGUCAUCAUCCACACCGAUGCGAAUGCGCCAGACUUCCAUGGGCCGCAAAGGUUUUCCAAGCUUCACCCCACCUACACAGUCAUCAACCUACCGCAGCCGGCCUGUGCCACGCAGACCCGUCAUUUUGAGCCAAGCUCUUCCCAGUCCUACAACUAGAACUGCUGGAGGAACUCCACCUCCACUCACGCGCAGUCAAACGACUCCUACCGUGCCUGAAUCGAAAUUGCCACGUCGUGAGAGCACGUCCUAUCACUCGUCAGCAACCCCUACCUCGACAUCCGCCUCAUACUCGACCCCUCCGGCUCCCGAGCCCCGCAAACCUUCAAAUUCGUCGACGCCUACCUAUCGCUCUGGUAGUCGCGACAACUCCGCUGGUAGCGUUAACAGCGUCAUAUCGAACCUGUCGUCUACGUCAUUAAGCAGCACCGCAUCAUCAUCAUCCAACACGCCACGUGGUCCGGGCGCCCGGGAAGGAUCUCGCAUUUCUGCGCCGCCAAAACGAUCAGGCCGAUUCUCACUUGCGUUCUCAGGCAGUAGCAAAACCCGUGACGACGAGAACGUUACGCCACCAGAGCGUCUCCCAAGACCUGUAUCACAGAGUGGUACGGGUGUAGUCAGCGCGCCACCACACAAGCUGCAUAUUAGAAGGAGAAGAGAGACGAGCUCUGGUGUGGUGGGUGAAGGCAGUGUGGACCGCUUGAAGAGACACGAGAAUGCGUCAUAGAUGAUCUACAGACACGGGUUCCGGCGUCUCUCUGCUAGGGCAUCGAAUUGGUCACUGCAUAUCGGAAAGGCGUACGUGUGGUGA